AUUCGAUAGAUAUUUUACAGCCCAAAUGCUCCGGUGAUCCCUAUUUAUAGCCCACUCCCCCAGCCCUUUCUCAGCACCAAGCCCCUCUUUUACCUUUCCUCACUUGUCUUUCCAUCUCUCUCUCCAAAUUCUAGCUACAUUACAUUUUCACUAUCAAAGAGGGGUUUGCUCAGCAAUGGCUAUGCCUACCAAGUUCCUUGCUUUCUUGCUUUUUGCACUCUUUGCCAUCUCCAUGCUUCAAACUAUGGUUGAGGCGUCAUCAGAGUAUCACUUGGACAGUAAUAGAUAUGGACCCAACAGCUUGAAGAUCUCCCAGUGCCCAAAUCAAUGCACAAGGAGGUGCAGCAGGACACAGUACCACAAACCAUGCAUGUUCUUCUGCCAGAAGUGCUGCAGGAAGUGCCUCUGUGUCCCCCCUGGUUUCUAUGGUAACAAAGCUGUGUGCCCUUGCUACAACAACUGGAAGACCCAGCAGGGAGGACCAAAAUGCCCUUGAUCUAACCAUUGUUUUCCCUGUUUAAUGCUCUGCUGCUCUUCCUGUUCCUGUUGCAGUGAUGUGAUGGCUCUUCCUCUUUUAUCCUUACUAUAUUUCACAUAUUUAUAUAAUGUUGAUUAUAUGUAACCACACCACUGACCAUGAAUUAUAAAUGGUCAUGUAUUUGGUUUCUGUUGCUACCAGAAAAGAUGAGUUUGUUUAUCUUUUCUCAUGACUAUCUUACUUAAGUACUGAGCUAGCCACUCCAUAGGUUUAACUGCAGGUUUUGCUUUGAGUACAUGUGAAUGGCUGCUCAAAUCUGUUAUCUUUUUAUAUGAAUGAUAUAAAAUCAAUGUUCUGCUUCA
Daucus carota subsp. sativus is the source of this 840-nucleotide messenger RNA. RefSeq names its product gibberellin-regulated protein 6. The record is from RefSeq and is a predicted model, not a curated record. The transcript is spliced from 4 exons. Bases 176 to 496 code for a protein of 106 amino acids. Lineage: Eukaryota; Viridiplantae; Streptophyta; Magnoliopsida; Apiales; Apiaceae.